GCGAGCAGCCCGGAGUUAGCGGCCUCUCAGUUGCCAUGGAGACCAGGACCGGAGCAGAGCGGCAGUCUGAGGAGUCGGAGACGCACGAAUGGCCCGAGUGGUCGCAGGUCUCGCGUCUGGCUGGGUCCAGCAGGCCCGACCAGUUCAGCGGCAAGUCCUCCUUGCCGUCCGAGGUCUUGCGCUGCAGCUUCGCGGCGCGGCCACGCAGGCUGCGGGCGCUGGCGCUGCCCCCGCACCCGGAGCCGCAGCCGCUGCGUCCGCGCCCCUCCUCGCUGCUCACGCAGGACAUCUCGCACUUGCUCACCCGCGUCUUCCGCAAUUUGUACUCGGUGGAGGUGAUCGGCGAGGACGUGAGCGCCAGCUUGAUCCAGGCCCGCGGCAGCGAGAACGCGCGCCACGAGGAGUUCGUGGACCAGCUGCAGCAGAUUCGGGAGCACUAUAAGCAGCGGCUGGAUGAGGUUGAGAUGUUGGAGAGACAUAUUACUCAGGCCCGUGCACGGGCCCUUGCUGAAACAGAGCGAGCCUUCAACCUGGUCCAAACUCAUGUGCUGGAGACCUCCACCCAGUUGCCUGCAGUGAAGACUGUCUUCAGGUGGUUUAUAGACAGCGAAUUGCUACAGAAGCAUCAUUUGAUCUGCCCAGAAGAUUACUACAGCGAUACAGUACCAUUUUGCUCUGCACCCAAAGGCACCUUCCACCCUCGAUAUUCAAAGUUGACAUUCAGUUGUGAGAAGCGUGCCAUCCCAAAGGCAGAGCUGGACAAGAAGCUUGCAGUGUCCUGCAGGGAGAAACUUCCUGCAUUUGAAGAUGACUUUGACCAUACUGUGGACAGCCUGACAUGGGACUCAACUCCUGCAGCUAAACAAAGAGCCAGAGAAGCUAUCAAGAAACCAAGUCCACCAAAGAAUAAAAAAUGGAUGAACCACUUACGAGUGUCACAGAGAGAACUGGAUCGACGUCAGCUUGCUAGAAUGGAGAGUCGCAACCACUUCUUAAAAAACCCUCGUUUUUUACCUCCUAACACUGCACAUGGAGGCAGAUCUCUUAUUUUUCCUCCAAAGAAGCCAGAACUUACAGGAGAAUUUCCAAAUGGAGAGCCAGAACAGAGUUGUGCAAAUACUCCUGUGUUCCUACCCAAGCCAUCAAUUGUGUUUUUCACAGAUUAUGAGGUUGGACUAGUUUAUGAGAUGAAAAUCACACUACAGAAUACCACUGCCUCCAGUCGCUACCUGCGAGUGCUCCCACCUUCUACACCAUACUUCGCUCUGGGACUGGGGAUGUUCCCAGGAAAAGGUGGAAUGGUGGCUCCUGGAAUGACCUGCCAGUACACUGUCCAAUUUAUUCCUGACUGUCUUGGGGAUUUUGAUGAUUUCAUUUUAGUCGAGACCCAGUCAGACCAGAAGCUUCUGAUCCCUUUGCAGGCCCGGAGACCACCUCCUGUGCUGACCUUGUCACCGGUGUUGGACUGUGGUUACUGCCUCAUUGGAGGAAUAAAGGUAACCAAAUUUAUCUGCAAAAAUGUAGGCUUCAGCACUGGCAAAUUCUACAUUAUGCCCAAAGAGAUUUGGCCGCCGAUAAGUUUAAGGGCUGCUGCAAGCACUGGCUUUGUUGGGCGGCCUCCCUUUGGAAUCAUGCCUUCGAGGUUUGAGCUGGCCCCAGGGGAUUCUGUAUUCCUGGAGGUUUUGUUCUUACCAACGAGCCUGGGAAGGACAGAGCAGACCUUUAUCAUCCUGUGUGACAACUGCCAGAUAAAGGAGCUGGUGAUUGCAGGAACUGGGCAGCUCGUUGCUUUGGAUCUAAUCUAUGUAUCUGGUGAAAAAAGUCAGCCAGACCCUGGAGAACUCACAGACUUAACAGCUCAGUACUUCAUUCGAUUUGAGUCUGAAAACCUUCAGUCCACAUCGAGGAAACAGCUGAUUAUCAGAAACUCUACACAUGUGGAGCUGGUCUUCCGUUGGCAGAUCAUGAAGCCCAACCUGAAGCCUCUAAUGCCUGGAGAAACCUACAGCCUGAACAGCAUCAAGCACCACCCUGAUAGGGAGACUGCCUUCUCCAUCAAGCCUGAAAAGGGGGUUCUUGGCCCUCACACAGAUCAUGAGUUUAUCCUGAGCUUUUCUCCUUAUGAGCUGAGGGGUUUCCAUAGUGUUCUGCAGAUGGUGCUGGAAGACAUUCCCAAGCCUGUAAGCUCAGAGGUAGAGAACCAGGCGGACUACUUAUAUUCUGCGGAUGACCUGAUUGUUUUGGAAGUCGAAGUGAAAGGCUCAGCAGAGCCCUUCCAGGUUCUCUUAGAACCAUAUGCCCUCAUCAUCCCAGGGGAGAACUACAUUGGUGUCAAUGUGAAGAAAGAUUUUAAGAUGUGGAACAACAGCAAGUCACCCAUCAGAUACAUGUGGAAGAAGAUCAGUGACUGUCAUAUCAUUGAAGUGGAGCCCUGCACAGGGGUCAUAGAACCCAAUGAAGUUGGGAACUUUGAGUUGAACUUUACCGGGGGUGUCCCUGGCCCAGCAAGCCAGGACCUGCUGUGUGAGAUCAGACACUCACCCUCACCAGUCGUGUUACACAUUGAGGCAGCCUUUAAGGGACCUGCCCUUGUGGUCAAUAUCUCAGCCCUCCAGUUUGGUCUGCUUCGCCUGCGGCAGAAAGCCAGGAACUCCAUCCAGAUCCAAAAUGUCAGCCAGCUCCCAGCUGUGUGGCACCUGAGGGAGAGCCCAGUCUGCCUGGAAGAAAGACAUGAGAGUGUGUCACCCUUUGACAUUGAGCCUUCCAGUGGCCAGCUCCAGCCUCUGGGAGAGUGCACUGUGACUGUCACCUUGGAGGCCGUGCAUUGCCAGAGCCUCCAGACUGUACUGGAGCUGGAGGUGGAAAAUGGGGACUGGAGCUACGUGGCUGUGUGUGCUGAGAUCCAGGAGCCCCACGUGUACCUGCAGAACAGCCAGGUGGAACUCAGCAGCCUCUACCUGGACGUGCCCACAAAGUCGACCCUCUCACUCGUCAACAGCACGCUCCUCCCCACCCGGUUCCACUGGGGCAAGCUCCUGGGAAACCAAGCAGCCUCCUGCACAGUGACAGUUUCCCCUAGACGUGGCCUGCUGGGCCCUAGUGAGGAGCAUCAGUUCGUCUUGGAGUUCACAGCUCAUACCCAGGACAAGCUGACCAAUCUGGCCCUUCCUUGUUAUGUGUCAGGCAUGAAGAAGCCACUGGUCCUAGGCAUCUCUGGGAAGCCUCAGGGCCUGCAAGUGACUGUUGCCAUCUCUGCAGAGGGUUCUGAUAGCAGUGUUUGCAGCGCAAAACAGUGGCCAGGCCACCCGGAAGAGCUCCACCUGGACUUUGGCUCGAUGGUGCCACUGAGGACCUGUGUGAAUCGCCAGCUCAUCCUGAAUAAUCACUCACCAGUUCAGACUUCUUUCACCCUCAAGUUUGAGUACUUCGGGAGCUCUCCGAACAGCCUGAGCAAAAGGAGCAGCUUGUCUGACUUGCCUCCUGCCCUGCUAAAGACAGCACGCAUGAGAGAGCACUUGGCCAAGCGAGAACAACUAGAUUUUAUGGAAAACAUGUUAUCUCAUGGGAAAGGAGCAGCUUUCUUCCCCCAUGUUUCCCAGGGCAAGCUGAGGGCCUACCAGAAGCUGAGCAUUAAAAUCACAGCUUGUGCCAACAUGUGGGGCGAGUACUGGGACAGCCUCGUUUGUAUGGUGGGAAACUUACCACCAGCGGUCAUCCCAGUGCACAUGGCAGCAGUGGGCUGUCCCAUCAGCUCCCUAAGGACCACCUACUACACCACCGACUGCUUGCAGAAGGAGCCUGUCAUCAGGUUGGGGACCCACAUCUCUGGAGGAGACACAAUCAGACGGACCAUUCGCCUGUAUAACUCCAGCCCCUGUGACAUCCGCCUGGAUUGGGAGACAUAUGUGCCAGAAGACAAGGCGGACAAGCUGGUGGAGUUGCGGGUGUUUUAUGGGCCACCUUUCCCUCUGAAGGACCAAGCUGGGAAUGAGAUUGUAUGCCCUGAGAAGCCCAAGAACAGCAGUUUACUUGGGCUUCUGUCCCCCUCCAGUGUGUCAGAGGUCAGCCAUGCAACUGCCCCAUUGGUGGAGGGCCAAUCCAGUGCCAGUGAUGGAGCCACAGAGCACAUCAUCUCAGUCAUCCUGCAGGAGCAUGAGGGGGUGCCUGCCCAUCACCUGUUUAGUGUCAGUCCAAAGCAGAUGGUGAGUCAGGCAGGGUUGGGAGAGGCCUCAUGGAGUCUGCACUGGCCACCUACUGGGCACAGGUCAGUACUAAGGCUGUUGUGUCUGUGCCAGGUGGUCCCUGCUGGGGGCAGCAGCACCAUCUGCAUCUCCUUCUCACCCAUUGUGCUCAUCCCUGACACUCUGCACAAGGUGGCAUGUACUGGCUACAUCCUGGGCUAUAUGAGCUUGGACAACAAGGAGGAAAGAGAUAUUCCAGGGCAGAGACAUCGGCUGCAGGACUUUGCUGUAGGACCCCUGCGACUGAACCUGCAUGGCUUUGUGAGGCGUGCCCAGCUGAGUGUGGAGCUGGAUGACAGCAGCAGUGUGGAGUUCCGGUGCCAGGCCAGUGACCUCAUCCCUGACCAGCCCUGCGCUGGGGUGCUAAGUGAGCAGCUGACCACCCAACAGCUGAAGCUGGUCAACACCACAGAAAUCCCACAGUACUUCCAGCUGUUGGUCUCCAGGCCCUUCUUGGUUUCUCAAGCUGCAGUUAGCCGGGGCCACAGAGCGGGCUCUGACCAGGAGCAGGAAAGUGAAGAGGAGAUGGCCCCCGUGAGCAGGCAGCUGGUACUGCACCCGCAGGAAAACAUGCUGGUGAAUGUGUCCUUCUCACUCUCUCUGGAGCUGAUCUCCUACCAGAAGCUCCCAGCUGACCAGAUGCUACCCAGAGUGAACAUUCAGCAGAGCUCGAGUGGAAAGAAGGAGAUGGUGUUCACUCAGGAUCUGCUGUUGGAGUUCCCCAACCAGACCACUCAGGUGGUGCCCUUGAGGGCCAUAGUGGCUGUGCCUGAGCUGCAGCUCUCCACCAGCUGGGUGGACUUUGGGACCUGCUUUGUGAACCAGCUGCGGUCCCGGGAGGUUGACCUACUGAAUCUGAGUGGCUGCCGGAGCUACUGGGCCGUGCUGAUGGGACAGCAGGAACCAGACAAGGAAGCAAAGGCCUUUGGGGUCUUCCCAAGCAGUGGAUUGCUGGAAGCCCGAACCACCAAUGCUCCACCAACCUCCAUCACCCUGCAGGUGUCCUUCACUCCCAGGUACAGCCUCUCCUGGACUCCUUUCAAUGACCAAAGGCUGAGGGCUCCUGCCCAGGCACUCUUGACUAGCCCUUCCUGCUGCCGUAGGAGCACUGAGCUGUAUGAGUCCACAUUGGUGGUGGAAGGCAUGCUUGGAGAGAAGACUUGCACCCUGAGGCUGCGGGGCCAAGGCUCUUAUGAUGAGAAAUACAUGGCAUCUCACUAGCUCUGAGGGUCUGCUCUCCCCUCUGCCUCAGCCCCAGGUGAGGGAACAAACAUGGCCCAGGGCUGGGGAGAGGUCUGCUGGGUCAUGGCACCGACUGAGGGGUUCUGAACAGCUCCUGGAGGGGAGGAGCCCUCUCUGGGGCAGUGGUCUCAGCUGAAGCUGAAACAUGUGUCCCCAGAUUUAACACAGAAGAGAGCCAUGAAGGUCAUGGCAUUUAAGAUUUGCUACUCAGAGCACAGAGAAGACCAAUGAGGCAAGAUCUGGACUUUGGAAAAAAACGCCACCAAGAUGAGAUCACAGACAUUUACUCUCCAUGCAUCGCUCAUCCACAAAACCACCCUCCUCCAAGAGUUAGAAGACCUACUGGCCUGGGUGACCAUGCUAACUUUUCCUAGCUAGAGGCCCUGACAGAAGUGACACAGCAUCCCCACUUACUCCCACAUGGUAUUAUCAGUGUUCACCUUUUCCAAAUUGCUGAAGUGUCUUGAUUUGCUGAAUGUGCCAUGUGACUUUCCUUCUUUAGUGUGCCUCUUUGGGGACCAGUGCAGGAUUGUCUACAUAACUCACAGGCCAUAGCCUCAGUUCCCAGGAUACUCAGAUGUCAAUGGUUCCUAUGCUGGUCCUGGUACUUGUGGACACCCCUCCAUAUUCUCUGGAAAUGAUACUAUGGUAGCUUGGUAGAGGCAUGCUAGGCUGAGGCCCAACUACCUCUCCCCUGACAGGGCUUCUAUCAUGGACCAGGACCCUCCUGGUGACAGAGGAUGUAAAACUAGCUGACCAGAUAUGUGGGAAGAUUGUUUCCUUAAGUGUCCACUUGGGCACACACUCAAGGUGGCAGAUUCCUUUUGCAGCCAGAGUUGCUCACCAGGCUGACCUCAGGGAGGACACAGAUAACACUUCUGUAGCUCAGUGUCUGUGUGUGGGUGUUCACUUCUCCAACCCUGACCUGCCCAGAUCCAGACUUGGCCAUACCCAGCACACCCUGAGUUACAUAGACUUACCUCUUCCUAUGACUCUUUAGCUGUUUGAGCAGCAUAAUAAUCUGUUGUGUCUGUGUGCAACUCAGAGCCACUGAACCAUCCCAAAGGACUCAAGUUCUCAGAGGAGAUACCCACUUAUCCAGGAAGUAGGUGCUCAAGAAGAAGCCAGAGCAGCAGCUGGAGCCUCUGUCCAGCCUUUGCACUAUUUGCCUGGUUGCUCCCUCUGGGCUGGCAAGGCUUAGGCAAAGGAAGAGACAAAGGCUCACCGUGCUUGCAAAGGUCUCAUUGAUCUCAGAGAUGUCAACAUGAUUUGCUGUCAGCCCUGCAGGCAAAGUAUGGACUAGCUGGCAGUGGCCUCUGGGCAGGGCUGUGGGUCUCCUUGGGCUCUGACCCAUGUAAAGGCCCACAGGUGUCCAGUGUGUCUACCUCUUGUGGAAGGGUAACUAGUCCAGUUGUGGGAGUCAUAAAGGCUCUGGGAAUAGGUGCUGGCCUUUGCUUUAUAACACCCACAGGGUCACCCCCAGUGUUUUCUCAAGCUUCCUAUGCAAGGCAAGAGGGGGAUCCAGGUCUAAAAAGUGAUGGCGCCAUCUUACCUGCCUUUGUGAAACUACAAGGAUGAGGUAGGCAAACCCAUGUUGUCAGGUAGAAACCCAACCACUGCACAGGACCUCAGGACUGGGGAGACCUAACUCUUCUGUGUUGGACCUCCAGGCCAGCAAGAUAGCUGCUGCCCCAUCAUUCAACUGGCUAGAGUUUCCUAAGGGUAAAUGUUUGGGAAGAGGAAGUAUCAGGGUGAGGCACCCCAGUCCUCUUACUGUUGCCUUGCUGAGGGUCCAGGUCAGCACCAAGCUCCCAGAAGAAUGGCCAGCCUGACCUUGUCCCAGCCCAGCCCAACCUGGUCUCACCAAUUGUGGUAGUGCUUCUGUCCUUGAAGGCAGGCUUCAGCUUGGCCUUGCCCUCUCCCGAGACACGGUGAUGCUCUUCUUGUAAUCAAGGAUGGUGGUGGUAACAGGCACAGUGGCACUGUAGAAACAGCCCCUGCUCAGGGCAGCCUUUGCUGCCCUGUUAGCCCUGUGGAUGUGCAGGCUCAGGCUCUCUUGGGGUAACCCUUUGCCCUGUUUCCACUUUGCUUAUUUGGGUAGACACAACGUUAGGCCUCAGAAUUUGGGAUCAUACCUCAACCCAUGGGAGCUCUGAGGGACUACUGGGGUUCCUCAUGACUCCAUUUCCUGGAGUCAGAGGCAUUCCUGUGUCAUCCUGGGGCUGUUCUACUUUCAACCCCAGAGUGGUACAUCGGGGCCAGUGGCAUCCUUAAAGCAUAUGGGGGAACUUUGGAAUUGGUGCCUCUGCCCUGGAGGGACUAAGUGCUUGGUUGUUUUGACUAGAGGGAGGCUGGAGCCUCAGGAAUAUUCUUGCUGGAUUGUGUUAACUUUCCUGUUUGACACCAAUGCCUAAAUUUCUCCUUUCCUCCAGUUUCCCUAAAUUGAACAUGGCAGGUAACUACGCACUAGAUAUAUUUCCCUACUUACACAGUUUUGAAAUAGAUGUUUUAUGAGGGUGAAACUUUUGGUCAGAUUCAAAAUGUAACCACUCAUAGACUUUAUAAUGGGAAGGAACCAUAGUUGUCAACAAGUGCUCACAUACUCACCUGGCCACAAGAAGCUAAGAAUCCCUGCCUUGGAGAGGCCAACUGUGUGAACGAUAAUCCCAUUCCUCUGUCACUGCGUCUCUGGAAGAUUGGGGUUGGAGUGGCUUAGUCCACCUCUGCUUGAAGGGCUGAGCAGCUUGGUUUCUCUGAUGUGAGCAUCAACCCUGGUGGAUGAAGUAGCUUCCCUAGAUCCAGAUCUGCAGAGGCUAGGAUGGCAGGUCUAUCAUAUUUCUGGCCUCAGGUUGAAGGCCUCCAAGUUGGCUGGUGGCUAUCAUAUCCAGUCACCACACAGCAGCCAGUUAGAGAUUACUGAACAAAGGAAAUUCAGGCUUAUCUAGAUAGAAGACACUCUGAGACACUUGUGUGAACAGUCAGAAGAUCAGAAGAGCCAUGAACCACAAUGGCUGGGUCCUUUUCCACAUCCAACUGGAGGCAGGAGCCUUGCAAAAACCUCAUGGGGUUCUGUAUCCUCAGAACUGCCCCACCACAGACCAACUAGGUUGGCCUCACCUCUUUCUCCAGGCUUUUUGAUGUUUCUCCCUAAGAUGCUGGAAAAAUACUGCUGGGAGUUCAGUGCACAGGUGGCAACCUGCUUCUCCUGGGAAAUGCCAAACUACCUAGUUCUCUGAGGUUAUCCUAGCACACAUCACUAAAGCAUGUGGGCAUGGGUCUGGUACCCUGCAAACUAGGCUUGGCUAAAGAUUUGUGCUUGGGAGUUUGUACUUCUCGGGCCAUUGGGAGGGAGGCCAAUCCAACCACACAGACACUGGAAGUUGCCAAUACUGGCCAGAUCUCUACAUACUCAUACCCCAAAGACAAUCUCUCCAAGAAGGAGGGAAGACCACAUACAUGCAUCCAUGGAAAACCCUCUCUAGGUGGUCUGCGUCAGCACGGAGAGGAGAUACAGUAAGGUUUGGUGGCCCCCUCCUCUCCAGCUUCUAUAUGGCUUUCCAGGAUGUCCCUGAAGAUACAAUUUGUGAAGCAAGGCUGGGUAUUGCCACCUCACAGCUUCUUCACCCAACAGUCUUCUCAGAUGUCCUUUUGUAGCCCUAACAGCCUGUCUGGGGUGGUGCUGUUGGCCAGAGCUCAGGGACACUGAAUGCAGAACAAAGUGCUGGAUAAAUGCAACAUGCAGUAGUUCCCUUCCUGUAUCUGACAGGACCCUGUGUAUGUAGGAAUCAACAGCUCUCCCUGUUUUCUCAACUCCUUACCCACUCUGCUGGUAACAUUGACCUGGCUUUAGUACUUGAGUGAGGGACUGAGAAGGUAGGCUAUGGUUGAAAUGCGGAGGCUCAGAGAGACCUGAAAACACUGGGAGCUCAGAGAGACCUGAAAACACUGGGAAGGGAAGCCAAUGGCAGCAUUAAGUGUCAUGGCCAGCUUUGUUGCCGAGCUGUUGACACCCAAAUGUAGAAGGCUAAGAUUUGGCACAGGCAGUCACAGAGAUGAGCAUGUUGCUUGUCUCUACUCCAGGACAGGCAGACGGGUGCAGCCAUAUGGAGCUGUGAGUGCCCAUUAGGAUGAGACAAUCUCUGGCCUUCUCAUUCUCCAAUAAGAAUGAAGUAAUAUUUUCAGGACUCCUCUCUCACCCAGGGUCACAGACUCCAUCCUGGGGAGGAGAAUGAGAACAGGAUGGAUCUGAGCCCUCAGGAACCCUCAGGGAUGACUGGACUAUAGCAAGAGCUGGAAAAUAGGCCAAGAGCACUUGUGGGGUCUCUGGGUUUCUGAGAAGAACUGGAGUUUUUGUGGGCAGGAAGGUAGAGCUCUGUUCUACCUCCACCCUGACAGAGAAUUAUACAGUCUGCUCCUGGGCCCAGGGUCACACAUCCCAGCAGAACUGCUGACCCAGCUAAUUAUCAUUUUCUUAGGAUUGCAGGACACACAUGCAAUGUUUCCUUGUGGAGACAAGGAAAAAAUACUUUAGGGUGAGCACAGCUCAAGUCCAACACUAACCUGACCUGUAUAGAUGUGACAUGUGAUAGACUGAGAGGAAGGAGAGGUGGCCAGUGCACAGGUCAAAAGUGGCUAAGAGACAGCACACAAGGCCUUGGGAAUACCAGACACACUUGACUGAGUAAUUUCCUACCUCCAGCACCAGUUACAGAUUUGUGAUACAAGCUCCAUGAUAUUAGACGUAAUUAUGGUUUCAUUUCAUACUCUUAUGAACCAUGGUAGAGCCGAGGUAAAAAUCCUCUUUUAUGAUGAGGAUACUGAUGUCUUUGGUGUGGAGGAAAUUGUGCACGCUCCAGAGGGAACAGCUAUUUAAGUGGUUUGGCCCCAGAACUCACUAUGAUCUCACAUUUCCUGGGUGACUCCGUAUGCUGAAACCCUUCAAGAUCAUCAGAUUGUGACGUUCGUGUCCUCCUGGCUAAGAUCCUUAGUAACGUAGCCACCUGGUCAUUAACUUUCUUGGAAUCAAAGCUUCCUAUAAAACUCAUAAAGGCUCCAGUUCCUCUCUUCAAGUUACAAGCUGAGGUGCUUAACAAUACUGUGCUCUCCUUGCUCUCUCCUGGUGUCCCUGGAACAGGAAAGCUACAAAGGGCAGUCUGGUCAGUGGCCUUCGACUCAUGAGACUGCAUGUGUGUAAACUUGGCUGUCUUUCAACUGAGGGACAGAUCAGGACAAAUCCAGUGACAAUCAUCCCAAUCUGGCUAGGAGCCAUCAAGUUUUCUUGUCAACACAUACUGGACAGAGGAGAUAAGAGGCAGCAUGAGCUUCUUGUAAGAACGUGGGCUGCUUGUCUUCCAUGUGUGCCAAAGACUCCCUCAGUCUGCUUGUGUAACACCAGACACCUCCAGUUUGGGCUUUUACACUCUGCCCUUUCCUAGAGGGACUGGGAAAUACCUCCUCUCUGGGUCAUGCCCUGCAGACAAAGAUGAAGCCUCUGUCUAGGUAGAGGUUACGGUGACCAAAUAGAGAUCUUAGCAUGUAUCUCAGAACACAGUAGAUGACCAGAUACUUCCAGUUUGGGAAUAAGGAAACAGCCUAGUAAAUAGUAAUGACUCGUCACUGCUUUUAAGAAAUGGACUCUUCACUUUCAGCAACAUCAUUACUUUAAAAAGUUACACAAGAAAGGUUGUAUGCUAUGUGUCCCCACAUGUUGCACUCUGAGACUUCCAUGAAAGAAAGCCAAGAGGAAAACUCUCCUCACUCAUCACUGUUGAGAAAUGAGCCAUUCUCCAGGAGCCUGAUUUGGGACCAUUCUUAGGCUGCAUUUGAGGGACCUCACUCCUAGCCAAAUGCCCAGAGAGCUAAAGGAGAAUCCUUCCAUCACAGUUCUUGGAAACUUAGGAGAGGAACAUUACUUUGAAUAUCACAGUUGGUUAGUAAGCUCCAGCAAAUAGAAAGUCUUACCCAUGUUAUAAGACCCAUUUCUUAUUCCACCUGCAACAGAAGCAUUUCAUAAACAUCCUUGGUCAGAGUUUGUGUGUCUUGGGGGCAGCAGAGCCCCUUACCCACCUUUUUAUUGUCAGUGAGCCCAGCUUCAGAACCAGAAGACCUAGAAGGACUUUCAAAAGUCUUGGAGCUCCUGCGCUCCCUACAUACUUAAGAGCCCUUGCAGCAGUCCUGCUGCUGGGUCAGCAGCCACUGGGGAAAGCAGCAGGGGAAGGCUGGGGCCGACACACAACCCAGUCACAACUUACCAGCUAUGCUGGCCACUGCCUGAGCCCAGAUGAGCACUGCCUAUUGACAGUAAACAGAGGGACAGUCUCUGGAAUGCUACUGCAAGAGAUUUUGAGGUGAAAGUCAAGUACUUGCCAUGGAGAGGUCUCACCUAAGCCUUUCUAGUCACCCCAUGACUGGACCCUCAUAUUCCCACUGGGAUAAAGAUCUUCCUUGGGGACCACUGUUCUAAAAGCUCUUGUUCUAGGGUUUUUCAGGCUUUCACACUGGGGCCAUCCGUUGAACCUAGGCCAGAUAAUCUGCCUUUGCUGACAGAACAAAGGCCUGGGGAUGUUUUCAGGCCCCCUUCAUACCACUCUGAAUGAAUAUAUCCUGAUGGCUCUGGUGUGCAGCAAGGUUUGUAAACCUCUGGGCUAGGGUCAGAGCCAGACUAUGCAGGAAAUUUUGUAGGUAGAUGGUUUCCUAGACCUUUUGAACUCCUCCCAGGUACCCUAAUUUUAGAGAAGAGGUUGUGCCCUCAAAUUAAGGGUUCUGAGGAUUCUGGUAAACUCAUAACUGAUGUCCAACCAGAUCCUCUACCACCCACCAGCAGAGUUCCUUGGGAAUGGGACCCACUCAAGAGUUACAACAGACCAUUCAAGAGUCAGAAGAGGAAAAAAUUACCUCAGAAUUUAGGCAAUCCGGCUAUAAUGACCCCAGCCCGGGCUGAAGCACAUUUCUAUGGAAAAACAAUUCUUUACUCAGUGGCACAUGGUGCUCUGGGCAUUAUGGUAUAGUUGUACCAGAGAGACGACAUCCCAGAUCUUCCUUCAGGAAUUUGAGCCUUCCUCAGGCUCACUUGAGUCACUGGAAUUUCAGGGUCUGGACAAGGGAGCCUGCCACCCACAGCUUGUUCUGUUAUACAGGAACCCUACUGCUGGAGGCUCCCAAGCAUGUUUGCCCAUGCACCCUGCUUUUCAAAUCAGCACACACUAUGCAUGUAGCCUGCCCUUCAAGGUAGGACCUUAGAUGAUUUUAGGGAAAGAGGAAUAUAUGCAAAACUAAUCUAAUAGAACUGGUCCGACUGAGGAUGGAAAUGAACUUCUGAAAAUACAUACUUCCCAAAUAUCUUCAAAGCCUGCCCUCUCUCCAGAAAGAUUUAUUAGUGCCUGUUAUUUCCACCCAGUGGUGGCAUCCACUGGAUGCAACUGUGCUCUAUAUUAUGUUAUAUUUUAAGAGGUGAAGUGUAGGGAUGGGAAUAGUGUUGAACUGCAGGUCAGGCUCGCCAUAGGUUCAUGUCCUAGCUGUUAGGGCCGUUACCCUAGGUCUCGCGUUUUCAGUCUUUGAAGGCUGUUCUGAUGGUAUUGUGUUCCUUCCUUGGUAUAGGUAGGAUGGGAGGGAACCUUGGUCUGCCUCCCAUGGUCUUGAGACCCUUGUAGUUACGAACAUUCUUGCUUUCCAUCAUAUUUAACAAGCAGUAUGUGCCUGUAGGAGGAACACAGUGUGUCUGGUGUUGGGGUUAAUUAGAUUGGCCCUCAGAAGAUCAUAUUCAAGAAGGUGGAGUCCAUCACAGGUUCCUUCCGUGAAAACUGGGGCUUAGGAUGUGUGGGAAAAGGAUCUGCACGGACAUGAAGACCAGAAGGGCUUAGCGCAGGGCGUGGGUGGGGCGUUUACCUACGGAGACAUCUCCCAACUGUUCCGGACUUACGUUCACAUUCUGGAGAACCGCGUGCAAAACAGCUGACAGAAGCGCACCGCGGGUGGUGUUCUGCAGGGCACGCGCAGCGGCAGUGAGCCCGGCUCCCGCCUUCCUACCUCAAGGGGACAAGGCGACUACAGCACGAGUGGAUGCCGACAGCCUCAGACCCGGGAAACGAGCAGAUAGAACCUAGCCCGCAUGGGGACACCGUCUCAGACCCCGAGUUCCUCUUGGAGGGCUUCUCCUCGAAGCCGCCGGUAAGGUGGCCCAGCACAACCUGCGUCCUCCACUUGGCGCCACUGUUCCUGUGGCGGAGCCAGGGUUCUGGGAACAGACCUGGGGAAAUUAAAAAGGGUUUCCCUGCAGAAGCGCAGGUCCCACCCACCCCGCCGUAGCCAAUCAAAGAGCUAUCACGAGGACACGCCCACGGGGGCUCCGCCCCGGAGCCCCGCCCCAGGCACCGCCCACAUCUCCUGUCGGUCCAUAGCUCCGCCCAUCCUGGCCUUCCUGGCGGUCAGAGGUCGGUCUUGCUGAAGUCCCGCCUGGGAUUGCUGACUGGAGACUACACCUUUCCCAGCUUUUGGCAGCUACACUGGAGUCAGGACUGUAAAAGUGGUGUUGAUUUCUCUGAAUGAGUCUGGCCAUGGCCAGGAACUGCUGCUCCAAAGUCCUGUCCUCUGUUGCUGCCAAACGGAAGCCGGGGCCAUCAGGAUCCUUGUCCACCAAUUCUUGCAGGAGCAGUGGGACUCUUAAUUCCAGUUUCCCCUUCCUAAUCUGCUAGGCAGAGACCACCUUCCCUAAGUCAAGACCGAUGAUCUUAAAGACAUUUAAGACAUUUUAAAGACAUUUCAGACAGUUUUAAAGACAUUUCCGCAUUGCUGAGUCCUCCGAUCUAGUCGUGCUCUCCCAGGAAUUUUUUCACUUGAGGCCAUUUGAGAUUCUCUAAUCCCCUGAGAACGGAUUUUACAAAGGUGCUACAUUGAAACAAGCUCUAACUGGAGAGAGAACAUUUCACAUUCAUUAUACCGAUUUUACACUCCUUUGGGAAGAAUCUGUUAGAUGCUCACAUUCCAUACACCUCCUACCCCGUGGGAGGGUCUCUACCAAGGCAGGGGACCAUGACUGGCACAUACAGGUGAAUCAUAGAUAUCAGUUCAAUGACUGAACCAACUAGGUCUGGACUGUGCUCCUAACCCUAAAGAGCAAGGCCAAGUGUUCCUUGCCUUACAAUGGCAGGGCCAUGUGAUUAUCUGAGAUCUGGGAGAGUAGUGUUAGGUUUUGGCAGACACCAAAGAACAGCGUGCCCUGUGAAUCCCAAACCUAGGGAGUAGGCAGGGCCACUUGUGCUCAGACUUCCAAAGACAAUGUGCCAGUUGACACUGUCACCUCACAGUGCAUAGAUGUCUCUCCACAGUUCUCCUGGCAGGAUUGUGUGCUCCACAGAUUCCCAGGAGGGACAAGAUGGUGCCUUAUACCUUGUCCCCUCUCUACCAUCUAAGGCAGGCCCAUAUGAACCCUAUCAUCCCUAAUGGAAGAAAGUGAUUUCAUCAAACAGCAAAGAUGGUUUCCCUCAACUCCUGAAACAGAGUUGUAAGACUCCUGACCUCAGCCCUCAAGGGCAUGUCAGUUGAGUGUCAACAUCUAGCAGAUUGGAGACCUUGAGUAUUGUGUGGGUAUCCUAGUUCUUGGAUUCUCUUCUUUAAGAAGAUUUGAUCUCUGGAAAAAAUAAAAGUUGUGGGUUUAGCAAGCCAGUUUUUUGGGAAACAAGCGUAAUAUAACCUUGAGCAAGUAUUUCUAAAGGGCAGUGUAGUUCUAGAAGGGAAAGUGGGUAAUGCUACUUCCACACUUGUCUCAUUGCCAUCUCACAUUUGUCUUCCGCUUCUUCAGAGGCAGAUAGGGAAGUGAGGUGAAUGCUACCAGGAUACCCCACCUUGAGUCUGAUUCUCUAAUGGUUCCCUGUGAGGUUAGGAUUAGUUCUCAAUUUAUCUAGGGGUUUGGCAAAGCACACUUUGGGGUGUGUCUGUGUAGGUAAUGGGUGCGAGACUCAGCAGGGAGCCAGGGUGCUUACUGUGUAAAUAUCCUUGUCCUAUGCAAAGAAGGGCAAGGAGAUUUUGUGAGUGCUACACUUACCCUAAAUUGGGCCUGUAUACAAGGCAGAAGAGGCUUGUUUUGCUCCCUUUUGUUCUGGCUGCUUCUGCUGGCUGUUGCCUUGCCAAGUGUUGCCCCAUUGCCAUGCCACCCUGCCUCGCAGCCAGCUGAUUAUGGCCUGAAACCUUCACAAUAGCAAUAAACCUUUCCUUCCUUCAUUUUGGGUGUUGAGUAGUUGGUCCCAGCAAUGAGAAAAAAGUAACCAACACAUAUAUUGUGCAUUAAAUGUUUCUCUAGUAAGCACUGAUAGUGUAACAUUUAGUAUUACACUAACAAAACUCUGUGAUAAGAAUGAGAUCUCAAAGUGCUAUUCUGGCUGUAUAAAAAGUGACAAAGUUUUCUGUCCUCCUCCUUGUCAGAUUUAGACAGAACUUAUUCCCUUCAAGCUCAUGAUAUUCAAACAAACUGGGGGAGAGUGGAGAGGAUGAGACAGAGUCGGAACUCAGGAACUCCUCAUCCAUCCAGAGAGGAGCCUGACACUGGAGUUUCCUAGUCUGACUAUGGAUGGAAUCUUGGCCCUGUCUGGAGAAGUCCUAUGUUGAAUGGGAAAAACAGAUUCACCUAGGGCACUAGGGACUGUAAGUGGGGUUGUGCAGACUUACUCUCAGGGUGAUGGAGGUCAGAGGUCACCUAGGCAGGAGCCAUGAAGAAAGCAUCCCCUAGGAUGAGGACUGAGGAGAGUAGCUCUAGAGAUCAUGCUUAAUUGAAACAUGAAAAAAAAAAAGACAACAACAAUAGACAAGUCUGUGUAGUGGAACAAGUAGAAGUUCUAUUUCUUUAUAACUCACUUUGUCCUGAAUAGUGUAUGAAGUGGGGCUUUGAAAUCUGUUCUUGGCCUGUGCUUGAACUCAAAUCUCAGUGUGGUGUCCAAUGUCUGCUCUGCCUCUGGCCCUAGAGACAUUGCCCACCCAAUCCCCACUCCAUGCAGAGUGUUCCUCAAUUCCUGCAAGAGCUUAGCCAAAGACACUGGGGAAUUUAAGGGCAUCUGUAACCUCCUUAUUCCAGGACAGGGCCUCUGGGUUCUCCUGACACUUCCAAGCUUGACCAAGUCCUCGUCAGAGCAACAUGAUAUCUUUAUUAGAAUGAAUCACAGCCUAGCAUCCUGAGAGGGAUCAUUUUCAGAUCUUGAGGAGUUGCUUCAGACAGGGCCUAGAAUUUACAAACAUAUCCAGCCACUCAGCUGUAACCCACAUUGGUCUGGGGGCCUAGCCCUCCAGGACCCUGGUUGUGAGUUUUCUUAGCUGUGAACUUCUCCAAGCAGUGUUAAUGAGAUUAUCUGCAUCCAAUCUUGAAAUCUGAGCAUUGAUUAUUGCAUUCCUUGCUGCUUCCUCAGACACAUCACCACAUGUUGAAUCUUCAGCCAUUGCCAUCUUCUUGGUAUCAUAGUUCCUUUUUCUGGAGAUAUCUUCAAUGAUCUGGCUUACUUUUCUCUGGAAGCUGAGAAAAGCUAUCAUUGGGGCUGCAUUCCCAGGAGAUGAGCUGUUUUGCUCCUGCAGGUUCCCAGCCAAGCUUCACCAUGGGCCUAAGAGGGACACUUACCUCCAGGAGCAGGUGGGCUCCAUCUCCCAACUCCAGCCACACCCUUCUAUUUUCUAUCAUUUUGGAAUAUGUUUCACCAUCUUCAUCACCACUUUAUAUGGGUUUAAUACUCUCAAAAAUUCUAAUGGGGGAAGAAGUCUGGAUUACAUGGCAUUAUUUCUUUGUGUCUCAUUUUUCUCAUCUGUAAAUGGGAAUAGUGAGGAGCCUUAUUUUGCAUUUGCUUGGUUUGAAGACAAAAUAAGAGAAGGCAUGUAUAGAAUAGGCUUGAUAUAUGGUAAACUUAAAACUGUUGCCUAUUGUUAUUACUGUGUUACUGUAUUUUCCAAAUGAAGUAGUCUUCAGGAGGUAUUUGGUCUCCCCAGUGCAUGCACUAGGAAGUGGUAGCACAGAAAUAGAAAUCUAGAAAUCCAUUUUCCCUGGCUCUAUCACCUGUGCUCUUCAUCAUUAAAAAGUUCUCAAACUGUA
Cavia porcellus (domestic guinea pig) is the source of this 17544-nucleotide messenger RNA. It is a transcript of the gene Dlec1, whose product is annotated as DLEC1 cilia and flagella associated protein. Gene Ontology annotation, molecular function: tubulin binding. Gene Ontology annotation, biological process: negative regulation of cell population proliferation. Gene Ontology annotation, cellular component: cytoplasm; cilium. NCBI's taxonomy places the organism in Eukaryota, Metazoa, Chordata, Mammalia, Rodentia, Caviidae. The transcript is spliced from 35 exons. The record is from RefSeq and is a predicted model, not a curated record. Bases 36 to 5462 code for a protein of 1808 amino acids.